AUGAUCCUUACAGGGUUAAUCUCAGAUGGGUUUGCUGCAAGUCGCUUAAUUUCCUUUUGUGCAAUAUCAGAAUCGAGAAAUCUUGAUUAUUGUGUCAACAUAUUGAGUAAUUUAGAAAACCCAAAUGUGUUUUCUUGGAAUACAGUGAUUAGAGGGUGUGUAGAGAGUGAAAUUCCUGAAAAAGGUUUAGUUUUGUAUAAAAGGAUGUUGACCAGGGCUGGUUGUAGGCCUGAUAAUUAUACCUACUCUUUUUUGUUUAAAAUUUGUGCUAAUUUAGUGCUAUAUUAUAUGGGUUUUCAGAUUCUUGGACAUGUAUUGAAAAUGGGUUUUGAUCAGGAUCUUUAUUUGUAUAAUGGGAUUAUACAUUUGUUGGUUUCAGUUGGAGAGUUGGGGUUAGCACAUAAGGUGUUUGAUGAAGGUUGUGUUAGAGACUUGGUUUCUUGGAAUUCAUUGAUUAAUGGGUAUGUUAGAAGGAGGAAGCCAAGGGAGGCAAUGGGUAUUUAUCAACAAAUGAUAACGGAGCAAGUUAAGCCUGAUGAGGUGACGAUGAUUGGUGUCGUUUCUGCAUGUGCACAAUUAGAAAGUUUGAAACUUGCGAGAGAAAUUCAUCAGUAUAUUGAAGAAAGUGGAUUGAAUUUGAAAAUUUCACUUGCUAAUGCACUUAUGGACAUGUAUGUGAAAUGUGGGGAUCUUGAGGCGGCGAAAGCAAUGUUUGAUAAUAUGACAAAGAAGACGGUUGUUUCAUGGACUACGAUAAUUGUUGGGUAUGCCAAAAAUGGGCUUUUGGAUACCGCUAGGAAGCUUUUUCAUGAUAUGCCAGAGAAGAAUGUUGUGGCAUGGAAUGCCAUAAUUGGAAGCUGUGUUCAAUCCAAUCUUGGCUUGGAGACAUUAGAAUUGUUUCGUGAAAUGCAAGUGAGCAAUAUGAAGCCUGAUAAGGUGACCAUGCUUCAUUGCUUAUCUGCUUGUUCACAACUUGGAGCUCUAGCUAUUGGAAUGUGGAUUCACAAUUAUGUCAAAAAGCAGGAUCUCUCUUUAGAUUUUGCCUUAGGUACUGCAUUAAUUGACAUGUAUGCAAAAUGUGGAAAUAUGACAAAGGCUCUUCAGGUUUUCAAUGAGAUGCCUGGAAGAAACUCUUUGACCUGGACAGCCGUAAUUGGAGGUUUAGCUCUUUAUGGGAAUGCUAACGAUGCCAUAUUUUACUUCUCUAGGAUGAUUGAUAUUGGAUUGAUGCCAGAUGAAAUCACCUUUCUAGGGGUCCUAUCAGCUUGUUGUCAUGGAGGGUUGGUUGAAGAGGGUCGCAAGUAUUUUGACCAAAUGAAAUCCAAAUUCAACCUGUCUCCCCAGCCUAAACACUAUGCCUGCAUGGUGAACCUUCUUGGUAGGGCUGGUUUGUUGGAGGAGGCUGAAGAGUUUAUUAAAACAAUGCCAAUGGAGGCAGGUGCUAUGGUGUGGGGUGCUUUGUUCUUUGCUUGUGGAAUUCAUGGAAAUCUUCUGAUAGGGGAAAGAGCAGCUUCAAAGCUUCUUGAGUUGGAUCCCCAUGACAGUGGAAUAUAUGUUUUGCUAGCAAAUAUGUACAAGGAAGCCGGUAAGUGGGAGGAGGCUCGGAAUGUAAGAAAGAUGAUGAUGGAAAGAGGAGUCGAGAAGACUCCUGGUUCUAGUUCAACUGAGGUAAAUGGCAUUGUCAAUGAAUUUAUUGUUAGAGAUAAAUCACAUCCUCAAUCUGAACAGAUUUAUGAAUGUUUAAUCCGGUUAACAAGACAAUCGGAGUUUGCUAUGUCUGAAGCUUCAACUGUUUUAAAUGACUUUCUCUUAGGCUUUUAA
This is a messenger RNA of Dovyalis caffra, 1821 nucleotides long. NCBI's taxonomy places the organism in Eukaryota, Viridiplantae, Streptophyta, Magnoliopsida, Malpighiales, Salicaceae. The record is from the annotation of a GenBank genome assembly.